CUCACAAAACCCCUCUUCGGUUCUUCCUGGUUGAAUCCUGAAUCGUUCUCAUCUUAGCCAUGGCUUCGAUUCUUCGUGCUUCGCGCAGAUCACUUAUAGCAUGCGGCACUACGAUUAACGCAUCAUUUUCUCAACCUCAACGCUUCGCUCCCGGCGCCGGUGGAUUCAGCAGGGCUCUGGCGUCUCAAUCCCUCCCACAGACCGUUCGCAAAUCUCCCUUCGACUCAAACAUACUCAGAAUCCUCCACAACGAAAUCGAUUACCUCAGCGUCUACGCCCCUCCCAACCCGCAUGUUACAAAGUUCAAUGAAUUUACGGUUGAAGAUCAUCCAGGGGAGCAGUGGAUUACUUUGAGGAGUAAAUUUCAGCAGAAUGAAGAAAUUAAAAUUGAAGCUACAAUGUUUGAUGGUUCAAUUUCUGUACCCAAAUCUGGAGAUGAAACUAGUGAAAAUGUGAGGCUUCAUAUUAGCUUGCUAGUGGACAUAUGGAAGAAGGAAGGGGGUGAAACAUUGGAGUUUGUGUGCUCAGCCUGGCCAGAUUCCUUAGAAGUUCAGAAUGUAUAUGUUUUCAGGCGAGAAGGAUUGCAAUCUUCACAGCCAUAUAUGGGACCAAAUAUCAAGGAUUUGAACAGUAAGCUCCAUGAUGCUCUUUACAAAUUCUUGAAGAGAAGGGGGAUAAAUGAUGAACUUUCUGUAUUCUUACACAAUUAUAUGAUGAACAAGGAUAGAGCUGAAAUUAUUCAGUGGCUAAGAAAAAUAAAAUCUUUUAUUGAGGAAUGAAGGCAUGUAUCUACUUGUAUGCCCAUUGAAUUUGGUAUUUUUGUAACCCCGUUUCUAUAAAUUUCUAUGUCUUUAAGCAGUUUCUUCUUCUUA
This is a messenger RNA of Ipomoea triloba (trilobed morning glory), 872 nucleotides long. RefSeq lists its product as uncharacterized. Bases 60 to 779 code for a protein of 239 amino acids. The transcript has 3 exons. Lineage: Eukaryota; Viridiplantae; Streptophyta; Magnoliopsida; Solanales; Convolvulaceae. Gene Ontology annotation, cellular component: mitochondrial matrix. The record is from RefSeq and is a predicted model, not a curated record.